Molecule: messenger RNA, 3262 nt
Organism: Neltuma alba
Lineage: Eukaryota; Viridiplantae; Streptophyta; Magnoliopsida; Fabales; Fabaceae
Product: phosphatidylinositol-3-phosphatase myotubularin-1
Exons: 19
Coding region: 59-2476 (805 amino acids)
Biological process (GO): phosphatidylinositol dephosphorylation
Cellular component (GO): cytoplasm
Molecular function (GO): phosphatidylinositol-3,5-bisphosphate phosphatase activity; phosphatidylinositol-3-phosphate phosphatase activity
Source: RefSeq, a predicted model, not a curated record
CUCCAAGCUCGAGGGCACGGUAGCUGGAUGCAUCGAAUGGACCAAAAUUGAGCCCAUCAUGCGCCCCGUUUCGCGGGAAAAUUUGGAUUUCUUGCUUGAGGCUGAAGAAGUCAAAACCCAAGAAUCUGGUGUUGUUCUUGUUAAUAACAACGAUCUGGGUACAUUAAUGGUUACAAAUUUUCGCCUCCUAUUCGUGAGCGAGAAAACAACAAAAGUUAUUGCCCUUGGAACAAUACCACUUGCAACAAUCGAGAAGUUUACCAAGAUAGCUGUGAAGACUCAAUCAGCUCCUCGUCAGUUGGACAAAACACCAUCACAAAGGUUGCUCCAAGUCAUUGGAAAGGAUAUGAGAAUUAUUGUUUUUGGUUUCAGACCUCGUACAAAACAGAGACGUGCAAUAUUUGAAGCAUUACUGGGAUUGACAAAACCUGCAAGACUUUGGGAUCUCUAUGCUUUUGUAUCAGGGCCUUCUAGAUCAAGCAACUCAAACCCAAAAGUUCGCUUACUGGAUGAGUAUUUUCGACUUCUUGGGAAAGGAUCUUAUAAUGGAUCAAUCAAUAUGAUUAGAAGUGGGUCCUUCACCUUGUCGAAUGCCUAUUGGAGAAUAAGUAGUGUGAAUUCCAACUAUACUAUGUGUCAGACUUAUCCAUUUGCAUUGAUUAUUCCAAAGAGCGUUAGUGAUGAUGAAGUGCUUCAGGCUUCCACCUUUCGGGCAAGAUGUCGGCUGCCUGUAGUUUCGUGGUGUGAUCCUGGUUCUGGUGCAGUCCUUGCCCGAUCAUCCCAACCCUUGGUUGGUCUCAUGAUGAAUAUGAGAAGCAACAUGGAUGAAAAGCUCGUAGCUGCACUUUGCAACAAACUGGAUGAUGGUUCACGGAGGAAGCUAUAUAUUGCUGACGCAAGACCAAGGAAAAAUGCAUUAGCUAAUGGGGCCAUGGGAGGUGGUUCAGAGUCAUCAUCAAAUUACUUUCAAUCUGAAAUAGUCUUUUUUGGGAUAGACAACAUCCAUGCAAUGAGAGAUAGCUUUGCUAGACUUAGAGAGUACUUGGAUACUUAUGGAAGAGCAUCCUCAGACGGAAUGUCAUCUUUUUUGAGGAAUGGUGGGUGGACAUGGGGUGGAGGAUUACUAAGUAGUAUGUCUGCUUCAGUAUCAACACUUGGGGACAGUGGAUGGUUACUGCACGUUCAAAAUGUCUUGGCUGGUGCAGCUUGGAUUGCUGCUCGUGUUGCUAUUGAGGAGGCUUCUGUGCUUGUACAUUGCAGUGAUGGAUGGGAUAGAACAACUCAGUUGGUUUCACUUGCUAGUUUGUUGCUUGAUCCAUACUAUCGGACAUUCAAAGGGUUUCAGGCACUUGUUGAAAAAGACUGGUUAGCAUUUGGUCAUCCAUUCUCAGAUCGUGUCGGCAUGCCAUCAUUCACUGGAAGCGGCAACACAGCUUCUGAGUUGUCUUGGCAGUCUUGUGGAAAUCACCCAUCAUCACCCAUGCAUCAAUCAUCAGGAGCAUUCAGUUCCCAACCUACAACCUCUCAUGCACAAACUUCAAGCAACUACUCUCCAAUUUUUCUGCAGUGGGUGGAUUGUGUUUCACAAUUGCUGCGGACAUAUCCUUUUGCUUUUGAGUUCUCCUCAGCCUUCCUGGUGGACUUCUUAGACUGUGUGCUUUCUUGCCGCUUUGGAAACUUCUUAUGUAACAGUGAGAAGGAGAGGCAGCAGUUGAAUGUCUUUGAAGCCUGUGGAUGUUUGUGGACAUACCUAGCUGAGUUGCGUGCUUCAGAGAGUGGUUCUCAUGUGCAUUAUAACCUCUUUUAUGAACCGUCAAAGCAUAACGGUGUUCUUCUUCCUCCAGCAGCAGCUUUGGCCCCAACUUUGUGGCCCCAAUUCCAUCUCCGUUGGGUUUGUCCUGAAGAAUCACAGGCCGGGGAGAUUGAAGUAGAAUGUAGGAGGAUGGCUCUAAAUUUCUCUGAGAUGAGGAAGGCUAAAGAAGUGGCAGAGAGGAAAGCCAAAGAAAUUGCGAAUGCCAUGGAAUCACUGAAAGUAGAGCUCAGAAGCGAGAAGCAACAAAGAAUAUCAGCAACGAAUGUAGCCAAGAUGAAAAACAAAGAAAAUGUGGUGAUGAAGAGGGCAAUUCAGUCAAUUGGAUGCAAGGUUUGCUUCUCCAGCAGUGAUGACAAUACUAUUGAUAUUGAAAUCAGCCCAGCUGAAGCAGCACAAAACUUGAAGUAUUCUCUAACCGGAAUGGAAUUUGAUGAUAAAAAGGAUUUAUCUGCUUCAGUAACAAUUACAGAAGAUGUCAAUGAUCCAAGCAAUGCUAUUAGUCAAGUAUGUGAAACUCUAUGCCCAUUUCGUACUCAAGAUGGACGCUGCCGGUGGCCCAAUGCUGCUUGUGCACAACGUGUCAGCCAGUUUGUUGGUCUAAAGGCAAACUUUGAUGCUCUAGAUCAACUCUUAAUUGAUGAUGAUUAUUUCAAGCCUGAGUGAUCAGGGAAUUCAGGUCCAAAAAGUAUCAAGUUUUUGCUUUUUCUGUACUUUACCGUAGUCAAGAGUUCUAUUUGAAAUUCCAGAUCACAAAUGGGGACAGCAAGAUUUGGCUUUCUGUACCAGGUCCCGGGAAUUGUACAGACUAGAGUUAAAAUCAUGUCAGUACAGACAUGUCUAGGAAGCUUGGGAAGAUCAAUUGAUCAUCGAGGCAGCCGUAUGAGUAAUUAGUUAAUAUUGAAUACAGGCGUAGCAGGUGGUAGAAGCUGAAGCCUAUUGUUGUAUAGGUAAUUAGCUCAAGCUCUGGGCACAGAUAAAUCAGUGUAUAUAGCAAGAAUGUCGUGAACUGGUGUAUGUUAAAGCAGCUAUUCAUUUGUGUUAUAAAAAGAAGAGGGGGUAAAGGAACUUACUCGGUUUGGAUUCAGAUUGGGUUACAGCUACUCUUGGGUUAUCUGCUAGAACCUAAGCCUAGAUUGGCACAACAGGUGCACCACAAGAAAAGAAUGGGCGAGUUGGUAGGAAAAUUUUAUGGUUGGGUCAGUUACUACUAAUAGAGUUCCUUUAUAUAGACAUAGAUAUGGAUAUUUUGGGAAGACAAAACAUCCAUGUUUUAUGCAUUUAAGGUGUGUCAUGCUAUCAGUUAGUUGAUUUAUCAUGAUCUCUAUUAUCCCCUGAUGAGAUCAUGAUCUCAAUGAAUGAGAUGGUAUACGGUAUAUAUUUACAAUAUGGAAUAAAUACUGAUUUAGUUUGUAGAUAUGAUUAUAUUUAAUCACAAUGAAAAUAAUUCAU